Sinocyclocheilus anshuiensis is the source of this 426-nucleotide messenger RNA. RefSeq names its product contactin-1a-like. The record is from RefSeq and is a predicted model, not a curated record. Lineage: Eukaryota; Metazoa; Chordata; Actinopteri; Cypriniformes; Cyprinidae. Gene Ontology annotation, cellular component: neuron projection. Bases 38 to 415 code for a protein of 125 amino acids. The transcript has 3 exons.
GCUGAAGUUCUCCAGUCUCACGUUUGAGGAUUCGGGGAUGUAUCAGUGUAUUGCUGAGAAUGAAUGGGGCACCAUCUCUGCCAGCGCCGAGCUUCGUGUCGUCUCCUGUGCGCCAACAUUCAUUUAUAAUCCAGUGAAGAAGGUUCUGCUCGGGGCUGAAAACAGACGUGUGGUUAUAGAGUGCAAACCCCGUGCUGCUCCUAAACCCAAGUUCAUCUGGAAACGAGGCUCAGAGCUGCUGACCAACUCUUCAAGGAUGUUAAUUUGGGAUGAUGGAAGUCUGGAGAUUCUGAACUUGUCAAAAAGUGACGAGGGCUCGUACACAUGCUAUGCAGAGAAUGACCGCGGCAAAUCCAACAGCACAGGGACCCUCACUAUCACCGGUCAGACAAAAUUCACAUUUCGUCACCUAUAAUGAUUGUCAGU